This is a messenger RNA of Patiria miniata (bat star), 2172 nucleotides long. Its product is annotated as melatonin receptor type 1B-A-like. Bases 887 to 2020 code for a protein of 377 amino acids. Gene Ontology annotation, biological process: G protein-coupled receptor signaling pathway. The transcript has a single exon. Lineage: Eukaryota; Metazoa; Echinodermata; Asteroidea; Valvatida; Asterinidae. Gene Ontology annotation, cellular component: membrane. The record is from RefSeq and is a predicted model, not a curated record. Gene Ontology annotation, molecular function: G protein-coupled receptor activity.
AAAGUCUGGCAAAUCCCGAGUAACACCGGACACAAAAGUGCAGACAAAAGCUGUAUCGAUGAAGCCUUCGGGUGGUACGUGUCAUAAAACACGGAACAGUUUCCUCGCUCGAUCGAGUACCGUUUACUUUUCUCAAACCUUUUUUGUUAGCGUUUUGAUACCCAUCGAAAAAAAUCUGCCAAAUAUGGAGAUUACCUUUGAAAUACGGGUGUCGAAGGUGAGUCACGACCUGGAAAAUACAGCGAAGUGAAGUGAAUUAUGCAACUAUUUAGUAUAUAAGAAUUCCUCCUGAUUCAUGCCACAAAGCUUCAGGAAUUACCAUAACAAAAGUUGACCAACAACCGUGAUAGUGUAAGCAUUAUAUUCAGCAAGGAUAAUGCCGCUUAAGCCUAUGCACCGUGCGGCGAAUGCCAAACACCUUACAUGACUGCGUAUGACUUAUCGCAGAUCGAUAACUAUACAGCAAACAUAUUGGCCUACUUAUCAAAUGCUAUGAACUAAAGUUUGCUGCAGACGUCACUGCGAUAUUGUAUUGAGUUCGGUAAAUGUCAGGCCGAAAUGCUAAAGAUCAUUUUUGGUACGGUGCUGCUCGUGCGCCCAUUGGCCUACACAUUUGGCAUUGCUGGCGUUAACCGUACGACAAAGUGAGAACUGUAUAGGCUUAAAAAGCUUGUUUCAGACGGACUCAAGGACUUUGUUAAACCAUGGAGCUAAGCCCUAGUUAUAUCUGUGGCAACAGAGUUUCCAGUUUACGUAACUGAUGUUUGAUGUUGGACACCAGACUACGUUGGCAUAAACAUGUGGAGAUUGUGACUUUUGGAAUAGUAUUACUGUUUUAUGCACACCAUAGUCCAUAGGCUUACCACGUGAGCAAGGUACUUCAGCCAUGGAUGGAACAAAAUCCUUGUACCAUGAUGAAUACAGCGAUGAUUUUCUGGAAGGCGGAAACUCCACCGAUGGCUCCCUCCCGUUCGAAUUCAGCGACUACAACCAGCGAGUGUUGGUGGCCGUCCUGUACCUGAUCGCUUCCGUUCUGGGAAUCAGCGGCAACUCGCUGGUCAUCAUGGCCGUGAUUUUGUCCAGGAAGCUCCGCACGACCACCAACGCGUUCGUGGUGAACCUGAGCGUAGCUGACCUUUUGACAUCGGUGGUAAUUAUCUGGGAUGCCGUUGAGUUGCUGGGUAAGGACGGCCAACCGAUUAGCGACUGGAUUUGUAGGGUGGUAUCUGGCACCCAGACAAUCACGACCGGCUGUAGCAUCUACACAUUGGCCUUAAUCGGCCUACAACGCCUGCUACUGAUCACACGACCAAUGACUACCUAUCGUGCCAUCUACACACCGAAUUUUAAGAUCGUUUUGUGGUUGGUAGCGGCUUGGUCUGUCUCGCUGCUUGUAACCGUCCUUCCACUGCUCUUUGGCGUGGGUGGCGUAGGCUACAACCCAAAGUACCACCAUUGCGGGUUCAUGUCAUCUCACCCCCUUUCAACUUAUUACAACAUCAUCAUAGCUGGGGCUCUGUACCCCAUCCCUCUGAUUAUCAUUGUAGUUUGCUACGUGCUCAUCUGGUUGCACCUCAACCGUCAUGCCAAGAGGAUGGUCAGUCCCCCGGACAAAUCCUGCGAUUCCAUCCACAUGGAGCCCAGAUCGGUGACUUCCACAACGAGAAGCCUAAGCGAACUUCACCGUGCAGCCAGCCAACCCCGUUUGGAUCGCCGACAAAACGAGAUCACGAAGAACAUGUUCUACGUCGUCUGUGCUUUUAUUCUCUGCCUGACCCCUUUCGCGAUUUGUCUUUUCUAUGAGUACAGCGAUCCGGUCCUGCCGUAUGCUACGGUUACGUUGGUCUUCAACGGCUGUGUGAACCCUCUGAUCUACGCCACCAAACACCGUGACUUCAAGACAGUCUUCGGCUGCAUCUUGCGUCGUCGGUGGAACAGCAUCCCAGAACCCUCGGACUUUCUGAAAGCCAUGAGACGGACUAAUUGUUGCGGGGACAGUGAUGAAAACUCAUGGGUGUAAACCGACAACACUGCAGCCAUCUUGCGGUGAAAAGUACAGGCGGCAGGAUCCGCUCUCAAAACGAACAGCUAGUCCAUGGGAAGAUCAGAUGUCGGUAUCUGAGGCCGGCAAAACUUUAAUGGUGGCACAUUACUUGUUUUAUUACCAUAAGU